Molecule: messenger RNA, 816 nt
Organism: Benincasa hispida (wax gourd)
Lineage: Eukaryota; Viridiplantae; Streptophyta; Magnoliopsida; Cucurbitales; Cucurbitaceae
Source: RefSeq, a predicted model, not a curated record
AUGUCUACAAGUCUCCCCACCACCAUCUCCAUCGCCACCGCCUCCCUAUGUUUACAAAUCACCUCCUCCACCAUCCCCUUCUCCGCCACCCCCUAUGUCUAUAAAUCACCACCACCCCCAUCACCAUCCACACCUCCACCUUAUGUCUAUAAAUCUCCUCCACCACCAUCUCCCUCUCCACCGCCUCCUUAUGUCUACAAGUCUCCCCCACCACCAUCUCCAUCGCCACCGCCUCCCUAUGUUUACAAAUCACCUCCUCCACCAUUCCCCUCUCCACUACCUCCCUAUGUCUAUAAAUCACCACCACCCCUCACCAUCACCACACUCCACCUUAUGUUUAUAAGUCUCUCCACCACCAUCUCCCUCCCACCACCUCCCUAUGUUUACAAGUCUCCACCACCGCCAUCUCCAUCACCACCACCUCCCUACAUCUAUAAAUCACCACCACCUCCAUCACCAUCACCACCUCCACCUUAUGUUUACAAGUCUCCCCCCCACCAUCUCUAUCACCACCGCCUCCCUAUGUCUACAAAUCACCUCCUCCACCAUCCCCAUCUCCACCACUCCUUAUGUCUAAAAUCACCACCACCUCCAUCACCGUCACCACCUCCACCUUAUGUCUAUAAGUCACCUCCACCACCAUCUCCCUCUCCACCACCUCCCUAUGUUUACAAGUCCCCUCCACCACCAUCUCCAUCACCACCACCUCCAUACAUCUAUAAAUCACCACCACCUCCAUCACCAUCACACCACUCCUUAUCUUUACAUGUCUCCCCCACCGCCAUCUCCAUCACCACCACCUCCAUAUAUUUAUAA